AUGUCGCUAGACCUCCACAACAGGAUAGUAUUGGCGGCCGCGGAGGCGAUGGGCUCCAACCAUCUGUGGCAAAAGGAGGCGGUGUGGGAGCCGAAAACCAUCGUCGAGUGCGGAUGGUGCCACAUGCUUUUCGCAGCGGAUCAGAAAUUUAACUGCGUCGAGUUCGGGUACCUCUACGAUUCGGAGGGCGGAAUCGGCCACCGGGCUAAGCGGUGGCUGCUCACGUCCUGCAAGUGCGAGGGACUCAUAGGCUUCUGCAUCAACCUCGUCUUCGAGUUCGCCGAGAUCCGCGGUGCCGUAUUCGACAUCGAAGGCACGCGUGAGACGACUGUGAACCUGCCGUCUGACUGGCGCUUGCUCAACAUGACACCCUCGGACUACAGACAAGUCCGUCGUCGUAUCAGGGCCCGGGCUCGGUAUCAUGGGGUUCCCAUUUCCGCAAUGGGUGAGGGGAGGAUGAACCUGGCCAGGAGACGUGGCAGGCAGCCUCCCAGGCCGGUCGCCAUCCCCAACCCGGACAUGGAUGAGCAGGCUGUGCGGGGACGUGCGUAG
This is a messenger RNA of Gaeumannomyces tritici R3-111a-1, 552 nucleotides long. RefSeq lists its product as hypothetical. NCBI's taxonomy places the organism in Eukaryota, Fungi, Ascomycota, Sordariomycetes, Magnaporthales, Magnaporthaceae. Bases 1 to 552 code for a protein of 183 amino acids. The record is from RefSeq and is a predicted model, not a curated record. The transcript has a single exon.